Molecule: messenger RNA, 5838 nt
Organism: Trichomycterus rosablanca
Lineage: Eukaryota; Metazoa; Chordata; Actinopteri; Siluriformes; Trichomycteridae
Gene: taok1a
Product: TAO kinase 1a
Exons: 20
Coding region: 545-3595 (1016 amino acids)
Biological process (GO): regulation of cytoskeleton organization; protein phosphorylation
Cellular component (GO): cytoplasm
Molecular function (GO): protein serine/threonine kinase activity; ATP binding
Source: RefSeq, a predicted model, not a curated record
AUCCGGAUCCGGACGCGCCUGCUAUAUCCAAAAUGCUGCUGGUUUAGUUUUUCGGCCUAAAUCCAGGGUGUGGUCGAAAACACUCCGUCUUUCCUGCACGAUCACUCGGUCUGUUUAUCAGUCGAACUUGUGAGGGGCUGAUCAGAGCUUUAGAAAGCCAUAUUUCGGGUUGAUUGGGGAGAGGCGAGUGGCUGGGCCGCUGUUAGCCCGGGUGGAGUUUCUAUUUACUGCACUAAUGCAGCUUCAUUAGUCAGCGACCGUAGCUGGCUGUGAAAUCUGACGUUAAUAGAGGGUGGAUCGGAAAGCCGCGAAAAACAUAAAGAAUCCCACAGCUGACGACCAAGACUUCGCGGACUACUUCUUAAGUUGGAGUUAAAGCGCUUAUAAACUGACGUUAGCCUACUUAGCCACCCAGCCUGGCUGUCUGAAGGGUGUGAAACUGUAUGAGGCCAUUGUCCUGCAGAUGAGCCAUCUCUGGGGGCUGUCACGGCGCAGACCCAGAUAAUCCCUGGUGGCUGCGGCCCAGGCCCUGCCCCUACCCAGCAUGCCCAACGCUGUUAGAGCGGGGAGUCUGAAGGACCCCGAGAUUGCUGAGCUCUUCUUCAAAGAGGAUCCCGAGAAGCUCUUCACCGACCUAAGAGAGAUUGGCCAUGGCAGCUUCGGCGCUGUUUAUUUCGCUCGAGAUGUUCGCACUUCAGAGGUGGUGGCUAUCAAGAAAAUGUCCUACAGUGGAAAACAAACCAACGAGAAAUGGCAAGACAUAAUCAAAGAAGUGAAAUUUCUCCAGAGGAUACAACACCCCAACAGCAUUGAAUAUAAAGGCUGUUACUUAAGAGAGCACACAGCAUGGCUGGUAAUGGAGUAUUGUCUGGGCUCGGCGUCAGAUGUGCUGGAGGUACACAAAAAACCCUUACAAGAAGUGGAGAUUGCAGCAAUUACCCAUGGUGCUCUUCAGGGGCUGGCAUACCUUCACUCUCACAACAUGAUUCACAGAGACAUCAAGGCUGGAAAUAUCCUGCUUACAGAACCUGGCCAGGUAAAACUGGCUGACUUUGGCUCUGCUUCCAUUGUUUCUCCUGCUAAUUCAUUUGUGGGAACUCCAUAUUGGAUGGCCCCAGAGGUGAUCCUGGCUAUGGAUGAGGGUCAGUACGAAGGCAAAGUAGAUGUCUGGUCCUUAGGUAUUACUUGUAUUGAAUUAGCUGAGAGAAAGCCUCCACUCUUCAACAUGAAUGCUAUGAGUGCCUUAUACCAUAUAGCGCAGAACGAGAGCCCCACACUGCAGUCGAGCGAAUGGACGGAUUUCUUUAGAAACUUUGUGGACUCCUGUCUGCAGAAACUGCCCCAAGACAGACCCACUUCUGAUGAGCUUCUGCAGCAUGCCUUUGUGCUGCGUGAGCGAGCCGAGUCUGUGCUGAUGGACCUGAUCCAGCGCACGAAAGAUGCAGUGAGAGAGCUGGACAACUUGCAGUACCGCAAGAUGAAGAAGAUCCUUUUCCAGGAGGCUCACAAUGGGCCAGUGGUAGAGGCAGUGGAUGAGGAGGAGGAACCGGAGCACAGCGCUGGUCGUACUGGCACAGUAAACAGUGUAGGAAGCAGCCAGUCCAUCCCCAGCAUGUCCAUCAGUGCCAGCUCUCAAAGCAGCUCCGUCAACAGCCUGCCCGAUGCUACUGAGGACAACAAAAGUGAGCUGGACCUGAUGGAGGGGGACCACACGGUCAUGUCUAACAGCUCUGUCAUACACCUCAAACCGGAAGAAGAGGAGGAGAGCCAUCAGGAGACCCCAGAGACUCCCAGUGAGCCAACAGAGGGGCAGUCUCCCACAGCACAGACUCCUCGCCGGCACUACCGUAACAGAGAGCACUUUGCUACUAUCCGCACAGCAUCACUGGUUACACGUCAGAUCCAGGAGCAUGAGCAAAAUUCAGAGCUGCGGGAACAGAUUUCUGGGUACAAGCGGAUGCGCCGGCAACACCAGAAGCAGCUGCUGGCUCUUGAAAACAAGUUGAAGGCGGACCUGGACGACCACAGGCUCAAAUUAGACAAGGAGCUGGAGAGCCAGAGGAACAGCUUUGCUGCUGAGAUGGACAAGCUUGUUAAGAAGCACCAGGCAGCCAUGGAGAAAGAUGCCAAGACCUUUGCCAACGAUGAAAAGAAGUUCCAGCAGCACAUCCAAAGCCAGCAGAAGAAAGAGCUCAACACCUUCUUGGAGUCACAGAAACGAGAUUACAAAAUGCGUAAGGAGCAACUCAAAGAGGAACUAAGUGAAAAUCAGUCUACGCCAAAGAAGGAGAAGCAGGAGUGGCUUUUGAAACAGAAGGAGAACUUGCAGCACUUCCAAGCCGAGGCAGAGGCCAACCUUUUGCGCAAACAACGCCAGUAUCUGGACCUGGAGUGCCGCAGGUUCAAACGCCGCAUUCUUGUUGCUCGUCACAAUGUGGAACAGGACCUGGUGAGAGAGGAGUUAAACAAGCGGCAGACACAGAAGGACCUGGAACAUGCCAUGCUUCUGCGGCACCACGAGUCCAUGCAGGAGCUAGAGUUUAGACACCUGGGCACCAUCCAGAAAACACGGGCCGAGCUCAUUCGCUUACAGCACCAGACCGAGCUCAACAAUCAGAUGGAGUACAACAAGCGCAGGGAGAGAGAACUUCGCCGGAAACAUGUCAUGGAGGUCCGUCAGCAGCCCAAAAGCCUCAAGUCCAAAGAGCUCCAGAUCAAGAAGCAGUUCCAGGACACAUGUAAGAUUCAGACCCGGCAGUACAAAGCUCUGAGAAACCACCUGCUGGAGAACACACCCAAAUCAGAACACAAAACUAUGCUGAAGAGGCUGAAAGAGGAGCAGACUCGCAAGCUGGCCAUCCUAGCCGAGCAGUACGAUCAUUCCAUUAAUGACAUGCUCUCCACCCAGGCUUUGCGUCUGGAUGAGGCGCAGGAGGCCGAGUGUCAGGCGUUACGGAUACAGUUGCAGCAGGAGCUGGAGUUGCUGAAUGCAUAUCAGAGUAAGAUUAAGAUGCAGACGGAGGCCCAGCAGGAUCGAGAGAGAAAGGAGCUUGAGCAGAGGGUGUCUUUACGCAGGGCUCUGUUGGAACAAAAGAUUGAGGAUGAGAUGCAGUCUCUACAAAACGAUCGUUCGGAGCGAAUCCGCAGCCUGCUGGAGCGACAGGCUCGAGAGAUUGAGGCCUUUGACUCAGAGAGUAUGCGUCUUGGAUUCAGCAACAUGGUUCUAGCCAACAUCUCGCCUGAGUCACUGAGCCACAGUUUCCCUGGAGCUCCCGCCAGCUGGGCCCAUUCCUCUGCUUCCCAGAGUUCCCAGUGGAGUGGUAGCUCAGGCUCUAGCCAGCCCUACCACACAGGUCAGGGAGGAUCGCCUGGUCAGCAGAUGUGGGCUGGAUCUGUCUCAGGAGCGACGUCUUCACAGUGGAGCCAUUCGGGCCUCCUAGGGGCAGUGCCAAAGAGCAGCGGGAGUAUGGCCAUGCGCAACAGCCCACAGCCUCUUAGGAGGACCACGUCAGGGGGGCACAGUGAGCAGAGCAUGAGCAGGAGCACCAGCAUCACAUCUCAGAUAUCCAAUGGCUCCCACCUGUCCUACACAUAAAUCCCAGAGUACCGGUGCCAGCCCUACACAUACACACAUACCCAUACACACAUACCCAUAUGCAGGUCAAGGGACCACCAAAGCUAGAGGGGCAUUGAGAGCAAGCUGAACAGGGCUUUUAAAAUUAGUUUGUCCAUUACUAUUUAACCCUUCAUGCCUCCUUCCUGUUCUGUUUGACAGGCUGACGUGUGAGGUAUGGCUAAAUAUCUCUCAGGUUAAUUGGUAUUCUAGUUCUGCAUGACAACUGAUUGGCACACAUGCAGAGCUACAGGGCAUCUAAAAUUCAUCAGCUAAUUUGACUCCUUAAUUUUUUUAAUGCGUUUCCCACUAGAAUUAAAAGAAAAUGCAUGUACAUAUACUUCUGACUCAAAUUGAUUGGUUUAAAUAAUACAGAGAAUUGAUUUAAAUAAUACAGCUGUCUGCAUCAAGACAGGAUAUGUUGCCAUAUUCUCAACAGUUUUGCUCAGCCAAGACAUGUUUGGUGUACAUUUUAUUUUCUAUUGUUCUAUUAUAUUAUUAUACAUAGAUAUAGAGCACCUUAUUUUAUACAGUUAAAAAAAGAAGUAACUGUUUUACCAAAAACAUUUUUGGGUGAAUAGUCCUGCCAAGCCAGCUUGUUACACAAGAUUCGACAUCUAGUAAAGGUCUUGACAUAGAUGGCUUUAAAAAUGCACUGUAUUCAAGUGUGGCGUUGCACAAAGACCUACUAAAAUCCAUCCUAGAAAAAAAUGUUAUCAAUAACACAUGCAAUACAACCACUAGUCAAACUUUAUUAAAGAAGCCAGGUCAUCAAAAUGAAUGACUUGUUGCUGGACAUUGUUUACACAGCACACAAGAGUGAAUUCUGGCCUGUCAUUCAAACUGCAUUCAAUGUACUACAGAGUGUGUAAUUAUACAAUUAAUAUUAAACUAGUCAUACUAUUUAGUUGGUAGGGGUGCGACAGUUUACUUUUAUGGUCCGUCUUCGGGCUUUAAGCCCAAAUCAAAUCUUAUUAGAGAUGAUGGCUGACCUCGUAAGACUAGAGUAACAGCAACAUAUUUUGGUUUUCUAAAUAUGUAAAAAGUCAAUAAUACACUCCAAACAUGUCUUGGCUGCAAAAGAGCAACAACAAAUUGAGUAGGUUUUCUUUCAGGGCUGAUUUAUUCCAUUAUGUUUCUAUUUUGACACAUUGCCAGCCUGCUGUUAUGUCCCAACAAUCAGGUGAAUGUUCUAACUCAGCUGGAGCGUUCAAAUAUAGUUUAUCUUUUGAAAGAAAUAAGCUAUAUUUCUAUCAACUUUAAUAUACAGUGUAUGUUGUAAUAUAGGAGUAAAAAAUGUCUUUCCAUAGUAGGUUAUACUGUAGUUGUGCCAAGACAUCCCCAUACUCCAUACUGCCUGCCAUCAUUCCGAAGAUUUUUGUUGUUGCAAAACACCUUUACUGCCAGCUGUUUUAGAAUUAUGUUGCUUUUCAGAUUUAUAUUUUUGCUUUGUGGUUUCUUCAUAGUUUUUUUUUAAAGAGUAGAACUAUUUUGCCAGCAUUGUUGUUGCUAACAUUAUUUUUAAAAAUAGAAUAUUCCUCUUACAUGCCACUGGUAGCAUGCCAGAGUGACAUUUCUCUAAAAACUAUAGAAAAAUGAGCUAUAACACCUGGUUACUACAAAAGUUAAAAUUCAUGCCAAAAUUACAAUAUACGCCAUGUCCCAUGCAUUUAAUGACUUAUAUUCUGGAAUCAGUUUUUUUUUUAUUCUCGCCAUCUCAUUAAGCAAUGUUUUUAGCCAAAGAAGUCAAGUUUGCUCAGUCAGUGCCUUUUUCCUACAUGUAUGUAUUAAAUGUGCGGUACAUACAUGCAUGGUUCUGAAUGUUUUACACAGACCUUAAACUUAACCCUCUCAUACUCAUACCUCAUUCAACCACAUGGUAGUAAGCUAGCCUGUAAGAUGUGACAAUGCGAAAGGAAUCUGGCAGUAGAAGAGGUUCUUCAGAUGAAAUAGUAGGGGUGUGUGUACCUAAAUAUAGGUUUUAGCACACUGGUGAGGAUAGACUGUGGUUUGUGGUGCCUUUUUCCAAAGCAGCCAAUCAGGAGCACUUUAAGUCGAGUGAAAACUUUGAGCAAAAUACCAAGACACUGAAAUAUACUUUCUUUAACAUGUCAGUUCAUUGCUAGGUUUUUCUCUUAAGGUAAUGCUGCAAUGCACAAUUACUGCUUAUUUGCAUGUGCAAAAGUUAUAUCUUAAUAGGUUAUGGUUUAAUAUUUAGUUUAAUA